CCCAGAUUAAAAUUACUGUAAUAACACUGCUAUUGCUAGGAAACCUGUGAAGUCUGCUUUGCGGACAACCAUGAGUAAGGUUGCGAUGGAAAUCGAAGACCGAUUCAAGGGUUGGAAUAACUUAGGUAGCGAAAUUUUGUUUCGCAUCUAUGCGCUUGUGGGAAAGGACGACCGCCCGGCCUUCCGCCAAGCUUGCACUUCCUGGCGCAUGGCAGUGGACGGCAACGCCACCAAAGCCAGCAUCAACCUUGGUCCCAAGGAUCUUGCGUUGAGCAAACAUGGCCAGCUACCUUAUCUUGGAGCACGCCUUUUGAAGCUAUCGACCUUCCGCUUACAACUUGAGCUUGGCCAAGACGUUGCAGUCGAGGAUGCCGUGCUCCUGGCCACGCAGCUCUUCCUGAGGCUGAGCCCCGAGGCCCGCCAGCGUAUCACACGGCUGGAGCUUGUGCAGGCCGAGGAGGAUGCCGUACCAUCCGCUCAGAAGAUCGUGCAGUCACUUGUGGGAGUGCUGCCGGGCCUGCGAGAGCUCGACUUGCUGCACUUCCUCGGCAUGGCUUAUUGGGAGCGCUCACUACUUCAACUAUACGACAGCCUGGAAGCUGGCCUGCCCCAGCUGAAACAGCUGUCGCUGCCAAGCAGUCUAGCGGUUCGCGGUAUCGAAACCCUGACCGACAAGGGCAUUCACCUGGAGCGCCUUCAUGUCCACGGGGAGACAGAAGAUGAGGAGCUGCAGCCGUCCGUCGUCUACGAGCUCUCCGACAUGUCGGGCCUGCAAGAGCUGCACCUCAGCAACUGCAGGCUUGACGAGCGGAUGGCUGAGCAGUUCUUGCUGGACAGCCUGCCCGAAUCCCUGAAGCGCCUGCAGCUGGACGAGUGCUAUACGCCAUGGUUUCGCAGUUUGCACGGGCGGUUGGACGCAGGCCGGCUCGUCGCUGUGGAGCUGCUAGACUGCGAGGGCGGGCGGCUGGAUGUGCUGCUGGCGGUCGGCCGGCUGCUCUCCAAACUUGCGAGGGGAGGGCAGCCGCAGGAGCCUCCGUUGGGUGAGCUACGGAUCUACUUUUUAACGUUGAGCGGAGUGCAGCAGCUGUCGGCAGAGCAGCUGCAGGGCCUGAGAGAGCUGCGGGGGUGGUUUUGCCGAUCACAGAUCAAGGACAGCCUACAAUUCGAUUGGACCGCCAGCACCGUCUUCAAGGAGGUGGUCCAGCUCCUAGGCCUCCCUGAGAGACUGUAUUUUGAUACUGAGUCUUGGGUUAGAUUUUGCAUCCACCCCAAGGGCACUGGGCCCAGGUCUGGAAACCAGCAGCAGCAGCUUCAGCCGCCAGCUGCAACUACCGCAGCUGGAGCGCUGCCCGCGCCCUCCAUGCCCUCAGCUGCUGCGGAGCUGAUGUCACACGUGGUGUCGCGCUUGUCGCCCGGAGGUGCUUCAUUGUCGGGUGCGGCAGCAGCAGCAGCGGAGCUACCGGCACCGGUAUGUGGCUCUGAGAGGUAUCUGCUGGUGCGCGGCCCUGCAGCCGAGCGCGCCAGGAUGGAGGAGCUGUUGGAAGACGCGGGUGUGGACCGCCGCAAGGAGUGCAAGAGCAUGCGAACUGCGGACAUCGUUUACUUUGCUCUGGACUUUAUCGACAAGCGGGCGGCUGCAGUGAAGGCUGCAGUGGAAUUGCGGGUCCGGGAGCGGGGCCUUGAAGCCUCUGUAGCGGUGCUGCAGCUAGAUGCCCGGCACGAACACGUGUGGGCAGACUGUUAUACGGUCGUUAGCAUGGAGUUUCAGAAGGUGCUGGGGGAAGUCCUGGCGGCCAUGAAGGACCCGGCCGACCCGAGCAGCUCGCGGCCGCAGAUGGAGCUGCUGGUGCGGUUGCAGCAGCAGCUGGUCGUCUAGGCGUAGGGUGAUGUGAUGUUACAUGGUGGUGCCAAGUUAGCCAGCGAGUGGCUUCUGUCUUAGUCCCCAUGUACUGUGGGUUGGGCGGCACGCCAGGGUGGAGGUGGAAGGGCGGACAGCAGGGGGGUCUUCCCGGAGUAGCCCGAGCUGCCUGGUGGGUGCGAGGCGUAGGGAGUUGGGAGGGGCACGGCGGACAACAAGGACGAUUGUUUGUCCGAGGGGAACAUCCGUCUGUGUGUCUGGCGGACUGUGUUGUUGUGCCCGUGGGGUUUCGGUGCCAGUUGAUGGUGUGGAAGCUUGCUUGUUUUAUCUCCCCAUCGCCGCGACGGGGGCUAUCCCCCCAAAAGGGCAAGAAUAAUAAUUGCCGUGGGUUACGUUAGCCAGGCUAGCUGCCUUGUUGUUUUAAUUAAGCGUUGCGGCUUGACAUAUUGUAUGGGCCUACCGGGAACGGCUGUCAUGAGCUCAUGACCUCCUGGGUAAGGUGGAGUGGUGGCAGCGGCUCGGCAUGCGUUGUGGACGGUGCCGGUUCAGACGACGUCGUGUUUACGGGCGGAGAUGGCGGAUGUGCUGUCCUGUGGCGAAGGCGUAAGGAAAGGAUGGAGGCCCGUUGCUGUGGCGAGGGUAGCUGGGUGUAGCCUUAUAGAGAGGGGUAAUGGCGGCAGUGCUUACUUUCUGACUGAAAUAGCAGGGGGGGGGUAAGAAAUUUUCUUAUAAACCCCAACCCGAAAUUUCCAAAGAGAAGGCCUCGGAGCCACCCACCCACCGCCAAGCGUGUCGUACAACCUGUAAACUAUGCCAAAACG
This is a messenger RNA of Astrephomene gubernaculifera, 2679 nucleotides long. Lineage: Eukaryota; Viridiplantae; Chlorophyta; Chlorophyceae; Chlamydomonadales; Astrephomenaceae. The record is from the annotation of a GenBank genome assembly.